Messenger RNA from Cotesia congregata, 602 nucleotides. NCBI's taxonomy places the organism in Eukaryota, Metazoa, Arthropoda, Insecta, Hymenoptera, Braconidae. The record is from the annotation of a GenBank genome assembly.
GAGGUGCUAAAUCUCUAACAAUGUCGAAUCCAACAAAAAUGACAUCCAACGUUAAUUUUCCGGGAAAAUCAUUCACGCUGGUUGCAGUAAAACCAAAGGGAUUAUCCAUCAGGUCCCGGUCUGAGUUAAACAUUGCACUGCCAGCGAAAUCAUCAUCGGCUAUUAAAGUUGAUGAAGCUAAAAAAAGUACAUUAACUCUGUUUAAGGAUAAAGUAUCAAAGAAUGUACUUCAGAUACAAAAACAAGGAUUAUCUCCAAACUCCAAAUCACCACACAAAGAAGUAAGCCCAGUAUUUAAAAAACCUUUGCCACCGAAAGUCAAUACUCACGUUUACCCACCGGCAGAAAAAUUAGCAAGCUCUUAUGGCUUCAAAGAAAAUUUUGAUCGAGUCUUACGCAGAGCCGAGGCACUCGAUAAAGAAGCUAAUGAACUUUCAGCAAUUCUGAAGCCUGCUAAUCGCAUCAUAAAGCCUUUUGAAGACGACUUGGACCGUGAACCAUUAACUAUAGUUAUAGAAAAAGAUUAUCCCCGUCGUUCAGUUGUAAAUGAAGAUCUUACUUGCUCAGAUGUAGAAAUUCCAACUCUUCCUGAUGAAGAUUAG